ACGUCUAUAGUCUGCUUCCUAAUACAUUGCAUGCUCCUAUAUAGUGGUCCUUAUAUAUAGAAGCAGAUAUUGGGGUACACAAGAUAGCUAGACAUUGGUUGAGGGUGUGAAACAGUGAAAUGUUGUUCAAGAGCACUCCCAUGUUUGAUAUCAUGAAGCUCCUUUUCUCUGUUUUAAUGGUUCUGAGUAUGCUCACUCCCGGAUUGAGCAGCACUACAACUUUCAAUGUUUUGAAAUAUGGAGCAGUUGGAGAUGGAAAAACCAACGAUUCCCCUGCCUUUCUGAAGGCGUGGACAGAUGUUUGCCAAAGCAACUCAGAUGUAUCUCAGCUCAUAAUACCAGCCGCAAGGACAUUCUUGCUGAAACCAAUAACCUUCGCUGGUCCAUGCAAAUCUAAAUAUAUCCUCAUUCAGCUUUCAGGGAACAUUGUUGCACCUACAAAAUCAGGAUUUUCUGGAUCUCACCUAAACACAUGGCUUGGCUUCAAAUCCAUCAAUGGUUUAGCUAUCAGUGGAAAAGGGACAAUUGAUGGUCAAGGCUCUGCCUGGUGGAAGCAACCUUGCUUAGGAAAUCCAAUACCUGGUACAGAGUGCCGUCCACCAACAGCAUUAACAUUCAAUAGAUGCUAUCGCCUUCAGCUCAAAGGAUUUACAAGCAUUAAUCCCCCAAGAAGCCAUAUAACUCUAACAAGCUGCAAGAAGGCCAUUAUCAAAAACCUCCAUUUAAUUGCUCCUGGAGAAAGCCCUAAUACUGAUGGCAUUGAUAUUUCUGGCUCAAGGGACAUUCAAGUGCUUAAUUCUUUCAUUGGAACAGGUGAUGAUUGCAUUGCUGUUAGUGCUGGAUCAUCCCUAAUCAAAAUAACUGGUAUAACAUGUGGUCCAGGCCAUGGUAUCAGCAUUGGAUCAUUGGGAGGAAGUGGAGAGUUCGACACUGUAGAGGACGUGCAUGUGAAGAAUUGUACACUGACUGAAACAUUAACAGGAGUAAGGAUCAAGACAAUAAAGGGUGGAGGUGGAUUUGCAAGGAGGAUCUCAUUUGAAGGGAUCAGAUUUGUUCGAGCCAAUAAUCCCAUUAUCAUUGAUCAGUAUUACUGCGUCAAUGGAAUGAAGUGUGAAACCAAGGAUCAAGCGAUCAAGGUGAGUGAUGUAACUUUCAGAGGAAUUACUGGAACAUCAUUGAUGGACAAGGUGAUCAAUUUGAACUGUGACCAGAAUGUGGGGUGCUCCAACAUUGUGUUUGAAAAAGUUUAUAUAGCAUCUGCAGUUCCUGGGAUGAAGGUUUUCUCUUUCUGCCACAAUGCCCAUGGAACAGCUUCCCACGUCAAACCAUCUUUAAAUUGCUUGCUCAAGUAGCUCAAUUCCCAAUUCAGGGACAAGUAUUGAAGAACACUUCAACUUUUAUUGAUUUGUUGUCUUCAGAGCUGCCAUAUUUACUAGUUGGGCAGGGACACCCUUCAGACAUAUUAUUUGCAACGGUUUUUAACCGCCAGAAAGUAACUGAAAUUAUAUGAUUAUCCAUCAUUACCUUUUUUCCCAACCUUUUUUUCCCUGGAAUAAGCUUGUUAGAUUGGUUAUUGACUUCAUGUGUGAUUAUUGAAUAAGUAUGUGUUUGCCUAUCCAUUUGUAUCCAUCUGUAUCAUUGUAAAUGGAUGUUUACAAGCACUUUGAAAACCAGAAAUUUCAUUUUUCAUAAUGGAAAAGUUUGUUCACUUUACAUUUA
Molecule: messenger RNA, 1719 nt
Organism: Lotus japonicus
Lineage: Eukaryota; Viridiplantae; Streptophyta; Magnoliopsida; Fabales; Fabaceae
Product: probable polygalacturonase At3g15720
Exons: 10
Coding region: 120-1352 (410 amino acids)
Biological process (GO): carbohydrate metabolic process
Molecular function (GO): polygalacturonase activity
Source: RefSeq, a predicted model, not a curated record